AGCCGUGCGUGUCGAUGAUCGAUGGUAUUGCGUGCGUCUUAGGAGCGUGGUAAGGUCGCGCGAGUACGGCACUUGGCGACUUCGCUGUGGCCCUCAGCAAGCAACGAUAGGGCGGCGUGACGUGGCUUCGCUUUAGUCCCUAGCGCCUGUCGUCGCGGCCACCUCCGCCUCCGUCGCUUCGCCUCUACGCGCCGCCGCGCCUAUGUCCCGACGCGCAUGCCCCGUACGAACUCCAUGAAUUCUCUCUACGUCAUGAUUUAAAAUGAUACGUCGAGCGAUUCACCGCGCAUUCGCUACGUCGUCACGGUCAGGAUACCUCUGAUGCAACCGCCGUUGUAGGUGUCGGUGCGCCCCUACGGUUCUAGUGCUGUCAUUCUCUGUGCAGAGCCAGUUAGUUGAGCACUCGAAAGGGAGCGCACGGCAGCGCCGGUAUCGAUCUGAGCAUUUCGUGUGUCCGCUCGUGCACAACGUUCUCUCGGGAUAUUCGUCCAUCGGUCGCCGUCGGCGCCGGCCUUGUUGCCCUGUUUACGCGCCGCGUAUACCUAUUUCAUCCGCGCGAUCAUGCUCGCCAACGUUAAUUGAUAAGGCGGCACACGCAUCUGCAUUUACACCUGAGAGCCGAGUGGGCUCAUCACUGUUAUUUGAUCGAUCUCGUGCAGCGAAACUUAGGGGACAAAAUGGGCUGUUUUGUCAGUAAAGACAAACUUACCAAGGAGGAUAUGGAUUUCCUCAAAACGCACACAUCGUACGAUGAGACUACCAUUAAGGAAUGGUACAAGGGGUUUAAGCAAGACUGUCCUAACGGUCGGCUAACACCGGCAAAAUUCGUCGAUAUGUACAAGAUGUUUUUCCCAUCCGGAAACGCUGUCGAAUUUUGUGAUCAUGUAUUCCGCACAUUCGAUAUGGACAAGAACGGCUACAUAGAUUUUAAGGAAUUUCUGCAGGCGAUUCACGUGACAUCAAGCGGUACUCCCGAAGAAAAACUCAAGUGGGCGUUCCGUAUGUACGAUGUGGAUGGGAAUGGUGUCAUAGAUAUUCAAGAAAUGACCAAAAUAGUCCAGGCUAUCUACGAUAUGUUAGGCGCGUGCUCGAGUAACCGGCCAGCCGACUCAGCAGAGGAGCGUGCCAAGAACAUAUUCGCCAAGAUGGACGAAAACAACGACGGACAACUCACGCAGGACGAGUUCCUCAAGGGCUGCCUCCAAGAUGAGGAGCUUUCAAAGAUGUUAGCGCCCUAAGCGGGCUUAAGGUCCACACUAGCACGGCCCGGCCACACAAACCCACCCCUACAUUGUAUACCUCACGAUAACCCGACGGCGUUGUCUUGUCCACACGACAGCACCAGAAAAGAGUUUGAAAGCGAACCGUUUCGUUUUUUAUCUGGGAUCAGAUUUUCCCAAUGCGGUCGGGAGGUUUCUAAGCAAGCAUCGGGCUAUACGCCGCUAUGGUCGGUACAAUGAACACACAGCGGCUGUAAAUAGGUUUCAGUAAAAAAAAGAAUAAAAAAAACUACGCGCGCACUUCGGCAAAUCACGGGUUUAUACUAAAGGUUGAUGAAAUGAAGAAAAAAAUUUUUAUAUCUCGAAGAGAUUUUUUUAAAAUAUAUUGUGUAGAAUUUAAAUACUUUUCAGAAUUCAAUUUUGAAUGUGGAUGUAAAAUGAGUAGAGAUAAAUUUUGUGUCGUGUUGCUGUCGUGUUGGCUUGGCAUGAGUACAGUAGGCCACACGCUGUAUACUGUAGUGUAUGUGCUAAUUGUAUGUACAAACGACCAGGGUCUCAAUUUAUCUAACUACAAAUCCUUUAGGGAUGUAUCGAUGGAAUAUUGGUCAAGUGUUGAUUGAUGGAUCGUUCGUACAUGUCAAUGUGUUAAACUAUCCUAUUCAUACUAUUUUGAAAUAUAUGAAAAGAGAAUUGCGGCCCUGUCGAUGUACACUUUUCUGCAAGGUAUUUUCGUAUAUACUUGUGUGUGGCUCACUGUCGGCAGAGUGUGCGUAUAACCGUGGAAAUUGUGUUGACGCAACGCGCGUUUCGCUUCCGUGAAGUGCAGCCUACAUUUGUUCGAAUAUAUUCAGGACUAUGUGGGAAUAAAUAUCACAGCCUGUGCCGCCGCCGUGUACUGAAGAAAAAUAGACCAAAACGAUGAAAUAGUUUACAAGAGGUACCGGCUACAAACAUAAAAUCGUCGGUUUAGACAAAACUGUCUCUUCUUUGCAAAAUAGUAGAGUCUAGUCAAAGGCGCAAGGCACAGUGUUUUAUACCUUUUAUUUGUAUUAUUGUUGCCGUCGCGUGCAACGGAGUUUGCAAAACAAUAUUUCCAUUCGCUUGCAUUUUUAUUCAACAGUUUUAUAAAACUUCUGAAAACUUUUGCUUUUCAACGAAUAAAAUAUUUUUCAUUUGAUAAUAUUCUCUAUAUUGCUGUGAUUGUUUUCAAAUGGAAUUUCCUCCCGCUAUUUCACAGCUAUUUGUAUUUCGAUAAAUUCGUUGGAUUUAGGAACCGACAAUGAAUAAAUAAAAUCUAAGCAAGCGAGCGAGCUGUGACAGCAAAUAUUUGUUUAUUAAACGCGUAUUAGGUACUUGAGUAAUGUACACAUAGUAUGCGGCGGUGCGUAAUUGCCAUUGCAGAUCACAAAUGGACAAAGUAAACACAGUGCAAAUCGAUUGAUUGCAUCUGCAUGUUUGAUCUACGCUCGUAGUUUCCCAACAGAAAUCGCUGCUCUAAAAACGGAAUCAAAUCGAUAAAAUGUAUGUUCAAGCGAAACAAUUGAAAUGUAUGCGAUAUUUUAGUAAUCACUACACGAUUGUACGCUGCGCUUCGCCAAGAGCUUACCCCGACACAUGUUUUUCGUCGAUUUGUAUAAAAACGUAAUGUUAAGCAAAGCAUUGAUGUAACGAAUUUGGCGUCAAUGAAUUCUUGAGUAUUAAUAAAAUUGAAAAUGUCCAUUCCUAUUGAUAAAUGUAUAAGAAUGAUAAUUGUAUGUCAACUAAUAAAUUUUCUGUCGCUGUCGGAUUGUCCACUUCGCUAUUUGAAUAAGUAUUGUAUCCGAACCAAUCACGACUUAGAUAUACGAUUAUUCCCUGUAGUACUCGGUCUAUCUGGUUCAGUCUUUUUCCUAUCCAAUGAAAGAAUACUGCACGGUAUAAAAUAAUGUCAAUCUUAAUAUUUUACUAUUAAGGCAACAUUUAGUGUAGUGGUGUAUGAACAGAGUCGGUCAGAUCGGUUUAUAAAUACACAAUAUAGUUGCACGCAUCGCGACAUCACUAGACAUCGCUGUGUCGAGUACGCAAGUACAGCGUGCGUGCUUUCACGUACCAGCCAUCGAUCUGAUCCAUUCUGUGGACGUUAAGUCGAAUUACGUAAGUUUUAAGUAACCGUAAUAUUUUACAUUGAAAUUGUUUAAAAGAUAUCGGUGUUGUUUCACAAUUACAUUCGGUGUAACUAAUUUAUUUGUCAACAAUUUUCAAUCAGUAGCGGACCAGCUGAUUACUGGUCCGCGUGGGCUUUUUACCCUCUCAUAAUUUCGGAGCUUUAAUAAAGAAAUUAUUUUUUUCUCACUAUACACUUAGGGCUAUGAAAAUAGGUGUUUGAGAUUUCAACUCUAGUAUUAUUAUACUAUAUAAUCGUCUAUUCUAUUCUACGCUGUGGUAUUUAGGCGUCUCACACCAUUUCCCCACUACUGUGCCUUCUAGUUCUGUGUAAAUAGUUUUCUGAUCAUUCAUUUACGUUCUCUUGAGUUUUUCGCGCCUUCUAUUUAUUUAAGCAUAUGUCCCUACUGUUUGAGCUUACACCAAAAGUGACAGGAGACAAUGACUAUUUUCUCUUAACAUGAGAAACCAAAUCAUAUUAGUGUGCCCUAGUCCUGAGUCAUUAAGACUAUAUUAGCUUUUAGUACUUAAAUUAUGUCUUAUAGUAAUUGCUUUAUUUAUUUCUUAUUUCCCAUUGGCCAUGAACACAUUGAAGGGUCGCGAGGAUUUUUGGAUGAUUAUUUUCAUGUCACCGAUUUAAUGCAUACAUUAAGUUUUCAGUGCAAAUGUGAGAGGAAGUCAUAAUAUUAUAUUUAAAUUAUCUAAAUAUUUAGUAAUAAUAAAUUUAUGCGUGAAACAAAAUGCAAUGCGCACAUAAAUACGCACAAAAUAUAUGUUUCAUUUUAAACAUAGGCAUUUUUUAAUACUGUUAUUUUAUAGAUGCGCUUAAUGCUCAGAUAUUAUAGUUUUUUUUUUUUAUUAUUAAAAAAAAGGAAAAUACAAUGGAUCGAAAUGUCGAUGUAAAUUACUAAUGUUUGUGGUUUACUCAGCCAAAUGGUAGGUAUGCUUAAAAUAAGCACGGAUAUCGCUACUACAAAAUAGUUUUUCUAUUUUCAAUUCAGUUAGACGUAAACAAAUGUAAACACACAAAUUAUUGAUAGCUAGUCUGCUAUAGUCAGCUAGAUUCUACUAAUUAUUUAUUUUGUGUAUCAAAAGUAUAAACGCGAUGGCAAAAUAGUAGGUGGGGGCAAUACUACGUUAUAAUCUUUACAUUCUGUUUUUAAUAGUUAUUAUAUAAUAUCCGACUAAUUCGGAUAAGCAUAAGGAUAAAUAAGCUGAAGUGACAAAGUCACAUAGCUCGAAGAACCGACAACCGAUGGGGAAGAAAGGUUCUUGUAGCAGCAACAGCAGCUAGCAGUAAACUCAGUAUAGGACGACCCCCCACUAGAUGGAGUGACGAACUGAAAUGCAUUGCAGGGAGUCAGUGGAUGCAGGAGUGUUAGGAACGUUCUAUGGGGGAGGCUUAUGUCCAGCAGUGGGAUAAUGGCUGAAAUAUUAAUCUGACUAACUCAAUAACAUUUUAUUUUAAAAUAACACAAUUUGAAAGUAUUCAGAUAGAUUAGAAACAGACCACUUUCGCUUCCUCCACAUUCAUCAAUCUAUUCAUACAAGCUCGCUGGGUAUGAGUACAUUUAAUUUACAAAUUUUAUGCACUGGAAACUUAUGUCUUAAGGAUACAUUCCACGUUUAAUUGAAUAUUAUGUUUUUGAAUAGUGUCUAAGUGUUUUUCUACUUUUAGUGUAACAUCAUUAAAUCAUUUUAUUCUUUUAAGUUUUACAAACAUGUCUCCCACGUUUAUAAGUUCAUCAGUAAAGGUUAUUUGCGUAAAAAGAAAUGCACUGCUCUAAUAAAAACUUAAAAAAAAAAUUGUCUCGCUUGUGUUCCGAAGAUUAUAAGAAUGUUUUCGGCAUAUGGUGGACACUUGAAUGGCAAAUAUUAAAUCUUCCAAGAGCUGAUCAGUAUUAUAUUGUAUUAAAUUAUUAAUUGUACGUUUUAUAAUUUAUUGUAGCAUAGCAUGAUAUUCUCCUAUUUUAUUGUCAAAAAAUAUAAUAAUAAGACCAAAAUACGCGUUUGAUUGUGGAAUGUUUAUGAUUUCCGUGCAAGUUCACGAAACCUUCGCAGUAAAUUAGGAAUGUCUCCAUACAAUUGCAUACAUUUUUCUUGUAUUAUAUCGUGACGAUAAAACCGUAUAAUAUCGUGUCAUGCUAUGGUAAAUUAUAUAAAGUGGUUAUAGACUAUUUAUAUAGUCAAAACUUAUAAACAUGGGUAGUACUGUACUAAUUUUUACAUAAAAACACUUUUUGAUAUAGGUAUAUUCGAAAAAAAUAAUUUAAUCCAUUGCAUUUUUUUGUAGUUAAUAACAUCACCUCAAUAUUUUGCUUGAACUUGGGCGGGAAACCACCAAAGUAAAUAAGAUCAAAUUACAAAAAAAAAAUGAUCGAAAAAUGACUGAUUUUAUACGAGUAGGGAAGCGGGAUCAAUAAUACUCAUCAUGAACCUGAAGGUUGCUCUCGUAGACAGGGUGUUGCAUAACAUAUCACAAAAUUGGAAAUUUAAUUGGAUUAUUAAAUAAAAUAAUAUUAUUUUAAACCACCGACGCGUCGUGGACGUGAACAAAGAACUGACGUAAAUUCAUACAUUACUGAUUAAGUACAUAUAAAAUAUAAGUUUCAAUCUAAUAUACAUAUCUCAGUGAUUGAGAAAUGAAAUUUCAUACAGCAGUUUUCGUUUAACAUUGUUGACGUCACGCGACCCGGGCCUAUGUUGUGUCAUUAGCUAGUGUACGACUACGAAGUAGUCGCUAGUAGUAUCUAGAUACUAAUUAAGUGGCCGCUCUGAUAAGAAAACAUGAUGACGUGUCAAAUUUUGUGGUUUUUCUAAUCGACUUCCUAAGAUAAUGCUCUCGAUUGGUCUAAAUUUUUCAACGUAAGUACGUUGAUGCGAUAGUAUAUGUUAUGCACUAGGCACGCUCAAUUGUGUGGCAGUUAUGUACAACAGUUGUGAAUUGAAUUCGAUGAUUUUUAAUUGAAUCGAUUUACUCCAUUUUAUCAGUACUUCAUGUUUUGUUAAGAUUGAGAUAGGUUUGAUUUAUGAUAAAAAAAAGUAAUUACGAGGUAUCUUAAAAUUAUGCUAAUAUUAGAUGCAAAAUGCAAGUACUAUUAUUAAAAAAUCAUUGUGAAAUUUUCUUUUAAUUGUCUAGGAGACAAUUAAAAGACAUAAAACAUUGUAAACAUAAUAAUUUAUUAUAUAUAGUAAAACAUAGCACACAAGUUGCUGAACAAGAAUUUUUUAUAAAAUGAAAACGCAAAGAAAAUUUUGAGAAGGUCAAUUUGACUUUUCUUAUUGUGAGGGGCCAUUUAAUAUCUCUUUGUCAAUCUCGUCUUAAUCUCGCCAUACUAGACUCGAUUUCUUUAACUACUGAAACGCACUCACAGCACAAAACUAUUGUAAAUCGUAAUUUUUUAUCUCUGUAGUGAUUUGUAAAUCGUCGCUAUAAGGCGCUACGUAAACGUGAACUCUUUUAGUUACUUUUAAACUGUCGCAUUUAUUUCUCAUUAUCAGUAUGAUGUAUUACUGUACGGUGACAGAGUAUCCACUAGCCGUAGUCACGAGCAUCGUGGAGUACGGCGGUUAGAAUAAGAAUAUUUUUUAUUUAAUAAUUUUCGAAAUUGAAUGCAAUUUCUACUGAGAAGGACGGGCAUUAAACUCAACUAUUGCUUUUUUUUUUAUAAACAAAAGUCGAUUUUAUAAUUGUAACAUUGGUCGCUGAUGUGCGACGCAGUGUUUUUGCGUUUGCGCAGCGCCUAAAUAUACUUACGCUAAGAUUUGUGUCUUGUCUGGUGUCACAUAAUAUUAGGAUGCAUCUGAGUCUACUGUUUCUAUUGAAACUUUUCUACAUCAUAUUUGUGUUUUGUGAAAGCUGCAUAAUUUUGAUAUAGCACAAUCGAGAAUGUAUAUAUUUUUUGGUGGAUUGUUUUAUUAUAAAUUUAAUUAUUACAACAAAAAAUAUCGUACAACUAUGCGUCGUUCACACCGAAUUUUGUUCUAUUAGACAGUGCAGCUUUUAACAAAAUUAUAUUCUAUCUAAAUAAAACAUUUUUCUAGAAGUAUUUUUUGUUAGAAACUUUAGACCUCUUCGCUAGAAGCGAAUCAAUUGCGCCUAAUAAAAAUAUUUAAUGUCUUAUUGUAUGUUUAUUUAUUAUAUUUAUACCUAAUUUGUGUGGGUUUAAUUAAUAUUUAUUAAAAUUGCUGCUCAUUUUAUAAACUUCAUUUUUGAAUGCAAAAAAAAAAAAAGAAAUAGUUCACUUUUCCUGAAUGAAAGAAGUAAAAAGUAAUUAAAUCCACAUACAACAUAAUUUGUAUCUUCGUUAAUUAUAUGUUACUUAAAUAGCACAAAAUUAUUUGUAACUACGUACUGUAAUAAUUUCUAUAAUACCUACAUGUGAUAGAAUAAGUUUAUUCUAAGCUAUAUAAUUUAGCUACAAUAGUUGCACUAAGCAGUUGUAGGAAUAUCAGAUUAAUUAGGUGAUCCCUCAGGUUUAUAAAUGGAUUUAAUAACCCUGUUUUAGUUCGAGGGCCUAUAAUAUAAUUAUAUUGCAGUUCGUUUCUAGAUUUUGAACAUAGAAAACAUUGUGAUAAGCCCUAUGUAUUUGUAACUGUAAUUUUUUAUGUUGAAAUCAUCAUAAGCGACAUUUUCAAC
Molecule: messenger RNA, 8001 nt
Organism: Galleria mellonella (greater wax moth)
Lineage: Eukaryota; Metazoa; Arthropoda; Insecta; Lepidoptera; Pyralidae
Product: neuronal calcium sensor 2
Exons: 5
Coding region: 678-1238 (186 amino acids)
Molecular function (GO): calcium ion binding
Source: RefSeq, a predicted model, not a curated record